UGUGCGCACGCUGCAUCCCUCUCAGAGGAAGCAGCCAGUCACAGAGCUUCCACGCAGCUGCCACAGGCGGCCCAUUGGAGACGCUUCAUACUGAGCAGCAAAAUGGCCGCCCGUCAACUGACUGACUCCACAGCGCUUUGAAAUUCAAAUUCUUCUGCACAUUCGGGUUUACACCAUUACAACGUUAGUACUUAUUUACGCACCGGUAGCUCGUUGCGCUUGUGUUUUCCACCACUUACUUGACUUCUCCGCUCGGGCGUCGCUGUUCUCGUAGCCUCGACGAAUGCCUCAAAAAGCUAGAAAAGAAAAAUUCGCACUGAAGCACUUUAGCUAAGCUAGCGCCGCUAGCUCUUCUUCAUAUGUGAUUCUUAAGAAAGGAGUAUCAGGACAGGAGCAGUAGUUCAUGGAAGACAAGAAAAGGAAAAAAGACGACAAAAGGAAAAGGGAAGCCUCUCAGAAGGUUGCAGAACAAAAAAACAAAGUGCCAGACUUGACCAAGCCGGCGUCUGCCCAGUCUCCUGCCACUCAGAGCAGCUCUGCCUCCCCUAGCCCUGGACCCACCCCCUCUGCCUCCCCAUCCCCAGCCACCUCAGGCCCUGGCAGUGCUGCCACCCCAUCACAGGGCGGCAACAAUGCCAAGCGCCUGGGGGUGGCCAACGGACAGCCCACCUCCACCACCAGUUCUUCCUCCACCGCUGGCGGCCCAGGUGCUGCUGGAAACGGCAGUACAAGUAGCGGAGGCGGAGCCCAGGCGCCUCAGCAGCAACCGCGCUACAUGCCGAGAGAAGUGCCCCCGCGAUUCCGCUGCCAGCAGGACCAUAAAGUGCUACUGAAGAGGGGUCAGCCGCCACUGUCCUCCAUGCUGCUGGGAGGGGGAGGAGGAGGAGGGGAUGGCCCAAAUGCAAACAUGGCUGCUGUCUCAGACACUGGUGCGGUUGCCUCCUCGUUGGCCCUCACCUCAUCAUCAGCUGCUGCUUCUACUACUACUUCUAAUUAUGCAAAUUCCAUGUGGGGGGCAAGCUCAGGCAGCCAGACCUCCUCUCAGGGCAGGGAGAAGGUGAUUGUCGAUGGCAACAACCUGGAGGAGUGGCCUAGCAUCGCUGGCAGUGAUGGGGGAUCAGCUUCAUUCACCAGGGCUGGAGGCGGCAGCAGCAACAAUGGAAUGCCUGUGAACAGCAUCAGUGCCUCUGGCAACCAUUCCUCACCCACUUCCUCAUUCUCUUUGCCCAAUGAAUGUAUGCAGUCGUCCAAUGGUGUGGCAUGGGGGACGGCUGCCUCCCAGGGUCAUCUUGGAGGAGGGAGUGCAGUAGCUACAGCUGGGCCACUGCUACAACAGCCCUCCUCAAUUUCCAAAGCCUCCACUGUGCCAGGGAGCCAUGAAACCAGUGGCCCCGUUGAUGGAAGCAGUGGGAUUCCAGGUGCCAACUUCAAUCCAAAUGCCAACCCUUCGGCCUGGCCUGCCCUUGUGCAGCAGGAUGGGCCCGCUGCUGCAGGGGAAGGAGGUCCGUCUUCCUUCCAUCACCAGGGACCUGGAGGGUCUUUGUCUGCCAACAACUCUGCUUCCCUGGGGCCGGGAGGCGGGGCAGUCGGGGUGCUGGGGGGUCACCCACCUUUAUCUGUGAAUCAAUCAAGCACCCAUCAGCACCAACUUCACCAAAUGCAAUCCAGAGACAGAGAGAUGGGAGGGGGGAAGUGGGACAGCGAAUCAGCGGGACCAAAAAUCGCAGGUGGGGAAGGGAUUGGGGGAGGAAUGGACCGUGGUGUGGGAGGAUGCGGAAUGAGUGUGGGAGACCACAACAUUGCCUCCUCAUGGAGAGGCCAGCCUUCUUACCCUGCAGCUAACUCCAAAACGGGUGCCUCAAGGACUGAUGGAUGGGAGGGUGGAGGUGGUGGCACAGGGGGAUUCGGAGCUGCCGAAGGUGAUAAUGGGACCUCAGGUUGGGGUUAUUCAAGUUCCAGUAGUGGGGUUAAUGCUUGGGGUAGUGCUGGAACUGGAGGAAACGGUAGUCAAACCUCUGGGGUUUCUCAGGGAGGGUGGGGGUCAUCAGGAGGAGGAGGGGAGAGAGGAGUUUCUGGUGGUGAUUGGGGUGGGAGCUCCACUGGUAUUGGGGGAGCUAAUCCAGUAGGUGAGGGAGUGAGUGAAGCCUGCAGCAGUAACAGCAGCAGUAGUGGGGGUAGCACAGCUGGCAACCCCCCUGCCACYUCGUCGUCCUCCUCAACGGCCACCACUUUGACCAGAGCCUGGGACAAUCAGAAGGGAGAGGGUGAAACAGGGGAAUGGGGCGGGGGAGUAGGAGGACAGGGAGCACGGGGAGGAUCUUCAUCCAGCGGCGGAAACUCCAGAAAUGGGAGCGGACCUAACAGCCGUUACAAUUGUCCUCGCCAUCAGGCACCUAAUGCUGAAGCUGCCUUACAGAAUCUUCUAAGUCGGACUGAUCUGGAUCCACGGGUUCUAUCCAACACAGGCUGGGGCCAAACACAGAUCCGACAAAACACAUCCUGGGAUGUCGAAGAACAGGGAAGACAGAAUAAAGGUGGAUUGUCAUCAGCUUCAUCAAAACAUCCAUUUUCACAUGGUAGUAAUUCUCAGUUUUCUGGUGGACAAAGGACCCUAAUCACUGAAUCAGUUGGUCCAGGGGUCAAUCCUUCCUUGGUUCCAUCUGCCGGGUCCUCUGGAGAGGGUUGGGAGAGCAGCAGUAACAGUAGCAGUAGUGGGGCCUCUCUGUCUGGGAGAGCCCCACCACCUUCAGGCCCCAACUUGAGGAAUCUUGGCGUCUCACAAUCUGGGCCAGUGACCACAGCAGGCUCGGGUAUGGGGUCAGGGGUAAUACCAGGACAUAACCAGCAGGGGAAGACUACAGGCUGGGGUGGAGAAGGGAUGGGGGCUGGGGAUGGCAAAGAGGCCAAAGGCUGGGGAAAUGAGGAAUGGAGAGACAGUAAUAGAGGAGGAAAUGGAGCAGGAUGGGGUGAUAUUGGGCAACAGGGUGAGCCAGUGAGUGGAGGCUGGGGAGGAAAUCGGGAGGAGAAAGGGGCAGGGGGUUGGAAAGACAUGGGUGGGAAUGGAGGAGGAAGUGGGUGGGGAUCAGGACAGAAGGUUGGGGCAGGAAGGGACUGGGGUGAGCAAGAGUCCAAAUCAAACAGUGGAGGAGGAGGAGGAUGGGAGGAUGAGAGGAAGAAUGCAGGAGGAAACUCAGGUGGGGAUACAGGUGGGGGUGGUUGGGGAAGCUGGGAUGAUAAUGCUCCUCGGAGAACCUGGGGAGCAGGGGGCACAGGAGGAGGAGGCAGUGGAGGAGGGGGUAUGGGUGUUGUUGGGGGUAUGGGGUCCAAACCCAAUCAAAAUUGGAGUGGAGGAAACAAGAUGCACCAGAUGCCAAACAGCCAGUUGGGCUCCAUCACAGGCCCUCAGGCACAACUGCAACAGCAACAAUCACAGUCCCGCAAUCAGCAUCCACAGCUGCAGCAAGCAUUGGACCAAGGGGCUAUGCAAGGGGGUGGGGGAAGGAAACCCGUAUCUCAAGCCCAGAAUCAGAACCAAAGCUCAGGCUGGACCUCAGGGCCCAUCCCUGGUGGUUCCGCAGUAGGUGGAAGUGGGUCUGAACCGAGUGGCUGGGAGGAACCCUCGCCACAGUCCAUAAGCAGGAAGAAUGAGAUUGAUGAUGGAACAUCAGCAUGGGGUGACCCAACCCAUUGCAACUACAAGCCAGUCAACUUGUGGGAUAAGAACAGUGCCCCUGCUGGCCAGCAGCCGCAUGUACAAAGUCAGGCCCAGCAGCAGCAGCAGCAGCAACAACAACAACAACAACAACAACAGCAGCAGCAACAACAACAGCAGCAGCAGGGGCCUCCAAUACAGCAGCAGUCUAGUAGGCAGGCUCCAGGACUCGGAGGUAACAGAGACUUCAACACUGGCCAUGGACCUGCAAAAGCUUCACCUAUGGAUCCAUCAGGUUGGGGUGGUACUUCUCCAUCUAGUCCGACAGUAGACAAUGGCACAGCAGCAUGGGGAAAGACUACUGAUGCCCCUACCGGCUGGGGAGACCCUGACAAUGCUAGCGGGAAGACGACAAGCUGGGGAAACCCUUCUCCCAAUCCCAUCAAAUCCGGUACAAAGUCUAUGCAAGAUGGCUGGGGCGACAAAGAGGCCUCAGUGGCAGCCUCGCGUCAUUCAAGCUGGGAGGAUGAGGAGGAGGGAGGUGGCAUGUGGAACAGCGCUGGCUCCCAGGGAAGCGGCUCAUCUUGGGGCCAGGGAAGCAAUGGGGGCUGGGGACAGAGCCACACCGGGAAGAAGCCCAACAACAAGGGUCCACUAAAGGCUGGUGGAGGAGACUCGUGGAUGAGCCCCAUUAACAGGCAGUUCUCUAACAUGGGGCUGCUGAACGAUGAUCCCAGUGGCCCAAACAUUGACCUGGCUCCGGGUUCUCUCCAGGAGAAGAAGAUGGAGGUGGAGAAAAGGGGCAUUGGAAUGAAUGACUACAAUGGAGACAUGAGGAAGGGAGGAAGAGGAGGAGGGGGGAUGCCAUAUCGUCCACCUGGUUCAAAAGAAGCAGCACCUGGGGAUGUUGGGUCCUACUAUGACAAGGGCGGUCACAGUAUCUUCGGUGGUGGUGGAGGGAUGGCUCAGUCAAGACAUCAGCCAAAUGUCCCACCCAUAAACCAGUCUCCAGGGAUACGAGCGCAAGUGCCUCAUCAGUUCCUGUCACCGCAGGUGCCAGGUUCCGUGCUGAAGCAGAUGCCCCCUCCCAGCGGGAGCGUGGGGGGUGUUGGUGGCGUAGGAGGAGUGGCAGGAGUCGGGGGAGGUGUGUUCCCUCCACAGCUGUCCCCCCAGCACAUCGCCAUGCUCAGCAGCAUCUACCCACCGCACAUUCAGUUUCAGUUGGCUUGUCAGCUCCUCCUCCAGCAGCAGCAGCCACAACAGCAGCAACAGCAACAGCAGCUGCUGCAAAAUCAGAGGAAAUUUACGCCAAAUGUGCGGCAGCAGGCUGACCCCCAGCAGUUGGCCAGGAUCAUGGCAGUGCUCCAGCAGCAGAGACAGCAGCAGCAGGUCGGAGGUCUAGGCGGCAGCUCCAAACUCUCCCCCUCCCACCACGGUGUAGGUGGUAUGGGGGGUCCCAAACUGCCUGUGGCUGAUCCCCUUCCCCACCCAGGCCUGUCAGGAUCUGUGGCGGACCUGCACCCCAAAAAUCUCGGACCAUACACUGGGUUUGGUUCUGGGGUGAAUCUCCCAGGUCUGGACCUGGGUGGUUCUGUCAUGGGGGGGCCUGGUGGCAUGAAGGACCUCGGGGGUCAGCAGUCCCGCUUCAAAUGGAUGAUGGAGGGACACUCUUCUCCAGACACAACCACACCUGAGAAUGCAUUCCAUAAAAAUGGUCCUAUCACCCCCAUAAAGAUGCCUGGGGGCUCGCCCUACUCUCAGUACGACAUGAUGGUUGACGGCCUGGGUGACAACUGGCACCGCACCCCUGGCAAGAUGGUCACCAAGCCAACGACCACAACCAGCUGGCCACCUGAGUUCCAGCCUGGUGUCCCCUGGAAGGGAAUUGACCGCGUCGACCCCGAAUCUGACCCUUACAUGACCCCAGGGAGCAUGAUGGCAAAUGCAGUUUCCUCCAGCCUCAAUGAUACUGAUCACCAGUUGUUACAAGACAAUACAGAUUCCACCCCUCCCCUCAACACCUUGCUGCCUUCACCUGGUGCCUGGCCCUACAGUGCCUCAGACAGUCCCCUCAACAACGCACACAACUCAGCAAAGUACACAGAAUACAAGACCAGCUGGCCCCCAGAGCCCAUCGGACACAAGUCCUGGAAAGCCAGCCGCGGCACCAGCCAGACCCAGCUUUCCCGCCCACCUCCAGGACUAAUCAGUCAAAAGCAGCCAUCGUCUUCCCCUUGGUCAGGAGGAGCCCCGAGACUGGCUGGCAGGAGCUGGGGCGGAAGCUCCAGCACCACUGGCUCGACCUGGAGUGACGGCAGCUCUCGGGAAAGCUGCUGGUUGGUGCUCAGCAACCUCACGCCACAGAUCGAUGGCUCUACACUGAGGACCAUCUGCAUGCAGCACGGCCCCCUGCUGACUUUUCACCUUGGCCUGACCCAGGGCACAGCUCUUAUUCGCUAUGGCUCCAAACAAGAGGCAGCCAAGGCCCAGAGUGCACUCCACAUGUGCGUUCUGGGUAACACCACCAUCUUGGCAGAGUUUGUGAGCGAAGAAGAUGUGGCUCGCUACAUUGCACAUUCCCAGGCUGGAGGAACAGGUAACGGAGGAACCGCAGCCAACUCCGCAGGGUCCGGGCCAUCAGCGACCUCCGCGGUGGGGGCCAACAGCAACGGAGGAAGCUGUGAGAGAGGCGGAGUAGGAGGCGGCAGCGGGGUAGAAGGAGGUUCUACAACUGGAGGAGCAGGAAAUGGGGGAGCAGGGCCCACCAGCUCCGGGUGGCAAAGUCUGGACAGCACAGGCAGCUCAUCGGACCCGUCCACCGCCCAGGGCCCCGGGCUCGGCAUCUUCACACAAUGGAGCAACAACGGGACCGGGAUGGGUGGGUCCGGAGGUGUGGAGGCUGGAAGGCAGGGCCUGUGGGGGGGAAUGGGCGGGAUGAGCGGGGUUGGGUACCCGAGCAGCAGCCUCUGGGGUUCCCCGGCACUGGAGGAUCGUCACCAGAUGGGUAGCCCCGCCUCGCUGCUUCCAGGGGACCUGCUGGGCGGUGGGGCUGAUUCCAUCUGAGGGUCUGACUGACACACACACACCCAUUGUAACACAUAUGUCACACUCUGCACUUACUUACAUGCAGAGAUGACGUGAAUUCAAGCUACACUGGUCACCCAACAUACAUGCAUUCAGUACAUGCACAUAUCAUUCUCACACACACAUUAAACCGCUUAACUUUAAAUGAAGAUAACAGUGAAACUUGAAAUGGGGGAAAAAGGUGAAAUCCAUUUAUUCAUCCUCUUUAGGACUCAACUGGACAGCUCUUUGUCUUUUUACUCCAAAUCCCAUCUGCUUUCAGAGACCCAGUCACUCAGGCAUGCACUGUAGACAGGCUCAGCCAGAGUCGUACACGUCGUCGACAAGUUUAGCUAUUGCUGUUUUUAGUGUUCCACAGUUCUUUCCUUUUUCUUUUUGUAUUACUCUAUUUAAUGGUUGAAUCUCAAAAUUCAGACUUGCAAACUGAGCCCUCGUAGACCUGGCAGGCGUACUUCUGAGUUCUCAUGUUUGGAAGCGUGAGAGUGGGGGAAGGAUCUGGAGUUUGUAGAAAAUUGUUUGGACGGCACCACACUACUGAGUCAAGCGGAUGAUCAGCAACCUUUGAGAUGUGGAAGAGGAGUGUUUUUAGUUGGUACUGACGCCUCUAUCUUGGUGGAAAUAUGCCAUCAACAUGGGACCCAGGGUUUAAAAAAAAAAUAAGAAAAAAAAAGAAAAAUCCUAACAAAAACAACAUUAGCCAAACUUGCACUAUAUGCCUUUGGGUUUGUUGUUGACACAUCAUCCACAAAUCCCUCCAUUUUUGAAACAGAGCUACAAUACAACAACUACACAGACCUUAACCGGACGACUUAAAUGUUACAACAGCAGUGGCCUUGGCUAACACCCAGCGGCCGCCUGCCCGCCAUGACAGCAGCAUCACACCUUCUCAUCAGUUACACACUGCUCUUAUAUUUGACAAGCAAAAUUGUAUCUCCUUGUUGAUGUACGUCGGUUGUUUAUCAUAUUUUUUUUUCUGUUUUAAAAGAAAAAGAGAAACGUGUGAAACUUUGUGGAAAAUCCAGAGAUGUCCUCUUUUUUUCUUUUUUCUUUUUUUUUUUUUGCCCUUCAAACACUGACCUCGCUAUUAUAUUUUUUCUUACUCAAGAAAUCAAGUUGGUUAUUAUUAUAUAUUGUCAUGACGUUAAUGAUGACUAUGAUCACUUAUUUACUCGCUGUACAAGGUGCCCUCCUGCCUGCCUGUGUGUGCAUGAAAGGAGCGUUGACAGUAUGACCGAAUGGAGGAGGACAUGAUGAAGAUGAUGAUAGGAGUGUCUGUGUUAUUGCUACAAUGUUGAAUGUUUUUUUUUUUUUCUUGUCCAUGAGAGAUUCAUGAGAAAUGUGUGUGAGUGUGAACGAGGGUGGAUAGAUGGAUGGAUGGAUGUAUACACGUUUAUGUGCUUGACUGACUGUUGUGAUAGCUUAAAAAGGUUCAAAAACAUCGGCACUAUUGCAUACGUCUCUUAAGUUGUGUUUUUUAGCAGCAUUUUGUUCCUGUUUGUUUUUUCUUUGUCAAAUGCAAUAAGAGAAUGAUAUUUUGUUUUUAAGACGAAGCAAACAACUGAAGGCAUUUCUAUUAGCGAUGCCAAAUCCUAUCAUACCAAGCUGAGCUGGAACAGUGUUUUACAGACACGUUAAAGACAUUACAUAUGUUUUACUGUUUGUUUGUUUGUUUAUUAUGUAUCAAUUUAAAUUAAGUCAGUCUUUAUUAUCACUCCUGUUCAGGACGUUUUUGUUUAUUUCAGAUGUUACAAAAAGGAGAGGAAAUUAAUUUAAAGCAGAAAAGAACAAGAUAAUAAAGGUUGAAUUGAA
Molecule: messenger RNA, 8545 nt
Organism: Paralichthys olivaceus (Japanese flounder)
Lineage: Eukaryota; Metazoa; Chordata; Actinopteri; Pleuronectiformes; Paralichthyidae
Gene: tnrc6ba
Product: trinucleotide repeat containing adaptor 6Ba
Biological process (GO): miRNA-mediated post-transcriptional gene silencing; positive regulation of nuclear-transcribed mRNA poly(A) tail shortening
Cellular component (GO): nucleoplasm; P-body
Molecular function (GO): nucleic acid binding
Source: RefSeq, a predicted model, not a curated record